GUCCAUAAAGCGGCUCUAGGCGGGAGUUCGUGGUGCGGUUUGGCCGAGAGAGUAAAGCUGAACUCCGGACACAAAUACACGGGGAGGGGAAGAGGCGUGUGGCUUCGGUCCAGCGCGGCGCCGUCCAGUUUAACUAGCACGUACAAUUGGAUUUACUCUUAUUUCACAUACCGCGAUUCAAACCGUUUUGAAGAAUAACACACGUUCACUCUCGUUCUGUUAUCAUCUCGACAACAAACGUUAGCCAGUUGCUCAAACGGACCUUUAAAAUUCAUUAUCACGCCGGAUAUCGAGAAGCUGGUGGCAAUUGGACGUUUUGUUGCCGUUUCAAAGUUUCCUUCGCGGAUUUGUGCGUUUGUUUUUCUAAGUUUCGUGCGUUGAAGUCAGACGUUUGGGCCCACAACAGUCUCCCGUGUGCGGAGAGCAGAUACAGUUCCCUGGCGGUCUGGAGAGCUCUGCAUACGGAGCUAGAACCUGGACAGCUCAUGACUUCAGACCAGGAAGGAAAAACUAUUGUGGAGCCACAGGUGCAACAGUCACAGGAAGCGAAGGAGAAAGAGAUUCCACUUUUGGAAUCUUCCAAGAUUUCGGACCUCAAUCCCAAUGCAAAGGCAUGGGCCAAUUACAUGCCUAAACCGCAGGCCUCUGCUCCAACCUGCACGGAUUCUGAGCGGUCAUGGGUGGAUGCGGACGAUGACCCGUCAGAUAUCAUCUCAGGAGGUUAUAAUAACAGUGAAGACAAAGGGAACUGGAAUGAGGAACAGCAUGUAUCUACCACUGUAGAGCUGCCAUUUGCAGCACAGCCAGAAUCAGUGUACAUGGGAAGCUCAGCCAGUGAGAAGGGCAUUGUGUCAAACCAGAACGCCAGAAUGAAAGGAGUGGAUGACUCGGACUCCUCCAGACAGCUUGAGGACCUUCAAGAACAGCUGAAGGCAACACUGGAGUUCUGCCUCUCUAGGGAGAAUCUAGCAAACGACAUGUACCUCAUCUCACAAAUGGACAGCGACCAGUAUGUGCCAAUAGUGACUUUAGCAAACCUCGAUCAAAUCAAGAAACUCACCACUGACGUGGAUCUCAUUGCAGACAUCUUAAAAACUUUGCCUCUUGUCCAACUGGACAAAUGUGGAGAGAAAGUACGGCCCAAUCAGAACCGCUGUAUCGUCAUUCUCAGAGAAGUUCCUGAGGCCACUCCCCUGGAGGAAGUUGAAGCGCUGUUUAAGAGUGAAAACCUACCCAAAUUUAUCAACUGUGAGUUUGCCUACAACGACAACUGGUUUAUCACCUUUGAAUCCGAGGCAGAUGCUCAGCUGGCAUAUCAGUAUCUCAGAGAAGAGGUAAAAACAUUUCAAGGAAAGCCGAUUAAGGCUAGAAUAAAGGCCAAGGCCAUUGCCGUCAACACCUUUGUGCCAAAGAAUGGGUAUCGGCCAGUCGACGUGUCCUCGAAUGUCCAGCAGCGCUACACCCCCUACUACAUCCCACCUGUGUAUGGAGCACAGCAGCAGUUUCCUCUUUACCGGCUGGUGACCCCUCAGGGCUGGUCAGCUACCCAGAGUUACCUGGACCCUACACUGGUUACUCCAUUUCCCAGCCCUGCGUUUAUUAAUGGCUUUGCUGGUUCUCCGACUUUUAAAUCAGCCACUUCUCCACUAACUGUCAGACAAUUCGCACCUCGAAACAGGAACCACAACAAAUUGCACAUUCGGCUCACGGCAGACCGUGGAACCACUCUGCUGGACAGCCCCGCCACUUUCUCGACCUUCCCUUCGGAGAGAGUCCCCAACGGGACACGUCCUCCACAGGCACAUCACAUGGGUAGUCGACCACGGUUACCGAUCGGGCCGGGCUAUCCUAGGCGGGAUCAGGUGGGAAGCGGCCGGAUGGAAGUGAACGGGGCGGAUUAUUCUGUAAAUUCAGGACGGGGAAGAAGAGGCGGCUUUGGUUACAGGAAAAGACGAGAAGACAACAAGUUCCCAAGAGCAGCCACGCAGUCGCCCCCUCCCGUUCAGGAGCGCGCUCCCUCCCCCAGCUUUGAGCUGGGACUGUCCAGCUUUCCUCCUCUGCCUGGAGCUGCGGGAAAUCUGAAGCCUGAAGUUAAAACUGAAAACAGCCUCGACAACCGACUGUCUGACAUCGUCACCGGAGCAGUGAAAGACAAGCCUCUAAAUAAGGAUGUGAUCACCAGCCGUGUGAUCUCAGGGACCUCCAAAGAAUCCGUGCAGGCCGCUCCCGCUGUUCAGAUCCCAGUGGACCAGCAACCCUCACCCUCUCCAGCCCCUACAAACCUGACACCUGUAGAACAACCUAAAGAGAUGCAGACACCUGCAGAGAAAUGCUCCGUCACACCUGCUGCUAAAACCGCACCACUGAGCAAUCCAGUGACGGAGCCCCGAAAGCCGAGCUAUGCAGAGAUCUGUCAAAGGAUAAGAGAGGCACCCACACAGCAGCCUCCUGCAGAUCCCCGACCUCCCAUCUCCACCGCCGACGACAUCAAAACCCCAGACUCCGCAGAACGCAGAUGCAAAGAAUCCGCGAGCGUCAGAGAGACACCGAAAUGCCAUCAGGGUGCCGGAGACGGAGGGACGGCGGGCACCACUUCCUUCCACCAAUCCUGAGGAUCCGGCUCUGCUUCCGGGACCGAAUGGGAACAAUCUGUUUGUCAGGGCUUCUCAAGUCCUCGCUAACUCACCAUCUCUACGAGUACACGCAUAGACAGCUUGUCACUGGAAUCAGGGCCUAUAGACAAAAGCACUUGUGCGUUAAGGGUUUGUCCUUUUUCAUUUUUCCUUUUGUCCUUUGUUUGUUUUCCAAGGAAAUGAACCAGCACCAGUUGGAGAAUAACUAUUUAAAUACGUUAUGUCAGAGCUCAGUGCUUUUUUUUGUCGUUUAAACUUCAAGUAGAGCUGUUGGAAGGAAAUACAGAUUUUUGAAUAGUGCUGAUCCUAAAACCCUUUUCUUUCCCUUUUUAAAAAAAGUGAUAUGUAUAUAAUUUUGCUGACAAGUGUCUUGGUAGCGGCAUCACCGGGAGCAGUCUGUACGUGCGCGCCCGGCGGUCCCAGCCAUUACAAAUGCAUGAGUGAGACUUUUGUGUAAAUCCAUUUUGUGUUUUCCAUUUUUAUGUUCGGAUGUUCCAGCACUGGAGUGACGUUUUCGAGCUCUGAAUUAUUUUUUUACAUGCUAAUCCUCUAUCAAUUGUAAUGAUGUGAUAUUGUAGCAGGUGUAUGUAAACCUGUUUCUGUGUGCAUGCUUUUUUAUGUUUUUGAUUUUUUUCCCCCCCGUUUUGUUUUCUUUUAAACCUUUUAAUGGCACACAUUAUAGUUUCUCUACUUGCCAUUGUUUGCGAAGAAUCCACUCUGAUGCCCCGGCAUUCAAUUCUGGAAGAUCUCACACAGCGAAGUCCUCAGGUUGUGAGGGUGAAACGUGUUCAUGUGCCUAGUCUGCUGUGAUCUAAACCAUUGAUGGCUAUAUUGUUUGUUUCUUAGCUUUGUUUGUUUUGUUUGUUUGUUAUCCUGGUGUGGUGCUACGGUUCGUCACAUGGUUAAUUCGGUGCUUUGAGUAAAUUGAGGGGCAGACACCCAAAAUGCACCAACGUCUAUCCUAUGACCUUCACCGAUUCGCUUUCAUGUCACCACAUAUAUAAAGCGUGGGAUCGUGUAGAUUUUAUAUAGUGACGUAUACAUAAAGAGCAAAAGAUCUGAGCCUUCAGCACACUUAGACCAGCGCUGUUUCGUGGGUUUUUUCCUUUAUGCAUAAUUGUUUCGGUGUACAUCUCGCACUCGACGUGCCCCUCGUUCAUGCAUAUUCUGUUCAUCGGUCGUUCAGUUAAUUGGUUCUCAUUAACGUUUCAGAUUGUCUUGGGCUGAACAAGACGGACAGUUAUUUUGAUGUCUUCCUGCAGCGUUGAGCACGUGCAGAACGCUUCGAGAUGUUUGUCACAGUCUGUUGUUUAUAUUCUCUCGUAUCUUUCCUGUGACUCAUUUUUGUUUUUGUCUGUUAAACAAAAAAAAUCGCUUUUGUUGUUUCUCUGAAUGCAACUAAUCACUUGUCCAUCAAUAAAUGAAGCAUACUGUUGUUCAAAUAGUGAAGGUUUUAUGUAAACCUUGAAAAAAAUGAAACGAACCAGAAACAUCACACAUAAGUUAACAGUGUUUGAAAACUUGAAUUUUAUUUAAACUUGAAAAAUAUCUCUGCCUUAACUUUUUAGAUGAUAGUUUGGAGGUCUUUUUUCUUUGAAUUCCAAAAGUGUAGAAACGGGAUGAUGUAGUGGAGGCAUCACAGCGCCUUUGUCACUGCGUUUGUGUAGCACAAUACUUUUGGGGUUGAGAUGGGAUUAUUGUUUUGUUUCGUUCACCUCUGUGUAAAUGCUUGUAGUCUAAACUGUAGUACAUGUAUGCACUCGUAUGUGUGUGCUUUUUCUGUACAGAUGUAAAUAAUUGGAAAAAUGUUAAAAAGGUACCCUAAAAUUGGUUAUGAGAAAAUGUAUGGAAAAAAUAAAUAAAUGUUAAUUAAAAAUCGGA
Molecule: messenger RNA, 4514 nt
Organism: Triplophysa rosa
Lineage: Eukaryota; Metazoa; Chordata; Actinopteri; Cypriniformes; Nemacheilidae
Gene: larp4b
Product: La ribonucleoprotein 4B
Exons: 17
Coding region: 486-2612 (708 amino acids)
Biological process (GO): positive regulation of translation
Cellular component (GO): cytoplasmic stress granule; cytosol
Molecular function (GO): mRNA 3'-UTR binding
Source: RefSeq, a predicted model, not a curated record